This is a messenger RNA of Papilio machaon (common yellow swallowtail), 2762 nucleotides long. RefSeq names its product beta-1,4-glucuronyltransferase 1. NCBI's taxonomy places the organism in Eukaryota, Metazoa, Arthropoda, Insecta, Lepidoptera, Papilionidae. The coding region runs from base 495 to 2030 and encodes 511 amino acids. The transcript is spliced from 7 exons. The record is from RefSeq and is a predicted model, not a curated record.
GGUCCCUCGCCCGACGCGACGUCCCGGCGGCGCGCCGUGCUUCCGACCCGAGGCCCCCACAACAUAACCUAUACGAAUAAACGACCGUCAGUCAGUACGCCGCGCGCCGCCGAUCGAGGCGUUCGUACACGUGCGUCACGGGCAAUUGUCUCGCAACUUAAAACAUACAAGUGCACACCGACUCAUAACCCGUAUAUUUUCGGAGAGUGCCCACUAUUUAUACCGUGUAACAGAACGAUUCGCAUCCUGGCUGACGUUCCUCGCAAAUGCGGGCUUUGGACAUCUGUGAAGAGAAAAAUAAAUAUAGCAAUCCGAAACAGAAGGAGCGCGAGGCGCCGGCGUGGCGUCUACCUCCACACGCGCGCUGAUGACACAAUAAAUUGUGAUGCUGGCACGCACAGGACCCUAUAGGAAAUUGCGUCCUAGAGGACGACGGAGGACGUUAUAGCCCAACAACUAGUUACAUAUUAAGUGCAAGUGCCUAAAUUGUUAUAAUGAUGUUGGGAAACCGACGUAACUUUGUCUUUAGAGUGAGUAUUGUCAUCAAUAUCGCCGUGCUGCUGUACGCGGCCCUGCAUCUCUCCGGCAACGGAGCGCCGGGAGUCGAAUGGGUGCCUAUUACGGUCGACGGUUCCGAAAGGACUGCUGAAUUCCGAUAUCUAAACAGAGACGAGGUGCGGAAUGAAACUGAAACUAGACCUAUCGAGUCGAGUGUUAAAAACAUCGAAGAAUCAACGUCCCAGAAGACGCCUUCGACGAUGGCGACAACUAAUAAAACGGCGUCGAGUACAGCAUCGAUUGCAGAACUAGAGAAAAAACUGCUUAGUAUAGUGCCAUCCGAACCAGAAACUACCAAUGAAACGAUACUCGAUAUUGUCGAUGAGAACGCUUUGACUGACGCGACUCUAGCGCGACUACGUACACUCCUCGGCUGCAACGAAAAAGAUUUCCUUCCUCAAACUAUACAAAGAGGUGACUUUUGGGUGUUGAAAAAUUAUGUGCGUGCUGACCAUGGAAUAAUACUGUGCCAUGAAACUAUAACUUAUACUACACACGCCGGUUUUGAGUUCCUGGACAACGUGCAGCCUCUUGUCGAGAGAUGGAUGGCACCAGUAAGUCUGGCAAUACACGCGCCUGGGGCUGACUUAGCCCCCACCGUGGACAGCAUCAGAUAUCUCCGCGACUGCCUUAACAACGAUCUCAUUAGACAAUACGUCACUUUCCAUAUCUUCUUCUCUAACAAACAUAUACCUAGUAAGAUACCAGAUCCAGAAACUUUUCUGUUGACUCCGUUCAAUUGUACAAGUCGACCUCCGUACAGUGUGGAUGCAUCAUCGACGUAUAUGAAGUCUAAGAGCUUGCUAUACCCGGUCAAUGUGGCUAGGAACGUCGCUCGAGAUUCCGCUUUAACUCACUUUAUUCUUCCAUCGGAUAUAGAGCUGUAUCCAAGCCCAAACCUUAUACCUCGCUUCUUGAACAUGAUCGCUAGAAACGCGAAACCGCUUAACUCUACAAAGCCAAGAGUCUUCCCGAUAAGUAUCUUCGAAGUGGACGCUAAAGUACAAGUGCCGUCUACCAAAACGGAGCUACAGGCGAUGUUAGCGAAGAAAACAGCCAUCCCCUUUCACAAGUACGUGUGUCCCAACUGCCACAAUAUACCACAGGGGCAGCAGUGGAUGAAUGCACCAGAAACUAGCCAAAUGGACGUCUUCCACGUUGGCAAGAGACGUGGCAAAUACGUCCAUUGGGAACCAAUCUUCAUAGGCACUCACCAGGACCCCCACUAUGACGAGCGGCUCAGCUGGGAGGGGAAGAAAGACAAAAUGACUCAGGGUUAUAUCCUCUGCGUAAAGGAUUACGACUUCAUGAUACUGAACAACGCCUUCCUCAUCCACAAGCCAGGCAUUAAGCAUUAUACCAAGAACCCCAAACGAGACGCAAUCGCCGGCCGCCAGUCGAGCUUUGUGAAAAACGUCAUCAUGCCUGAACUCAAGAAACUGUACGGCGUCAGAAAUGGCUGCGCUUUGUGAUCUAUAUACAGAUUAAAAAUAACGCACAAAAAAUUACGCACUAUACAAUUUGACUUGUCAUAUUGACCUGUAUAGUUCAACAAACUUACCGGGCCCGGUGAGAGGCGCUCUUAACACGUUUAGUUCUGUCAAUAGUUGACAGGGGGCGCUAUUGAACUGUCAUAAUUUAGUUUGACUUAUGCCCAACUGGUCAGAUAUCUUUGUCAAUCUAAAAAAACCUACAUAAGGCUAUAGAAAGUGACGUAUAAAACAAGACGUGAGAAGACGCUACAUUCCAAAAAGGAUUUUGUGGCCCUUUUGUGAAAUUGACACGGGGACGCUAAUGAGCUAUAGUAAUGCAGUUUUACCUUUGCCCACCGGGUCAGAAAUGUUUGUAGAUCUAUAACCUUUGCCCUGGUUAAAAAAAACUAAACGAAACAAAACAUAUCAUGUUAAAAUUAAGACGUAUUCGCUUACUUCUAUACUCGUUACAAUUUAAUCGAUUAGAUUUUGUAUUCAUUAUAUCUUUUGCGGACAUAUAUUAUUCGAUAAGUGCCUAAUUAGUGACUGUAAUUGACCAAUAAUAUUAACUUCCAGAUUCAUACUCGACUUUUUACUAAAUACCAUUACAAAAUCUGUCCAAAUUGAUAAGAAAGUUUAUUAGAAAUUAUUAUGUCAAAAUUAAGUCAUAUCUGGUUAAAUAAGUACUAGUUAAUGAAGUCAACAACUAAGAUUAAUUAAUGGAAUUGGAAC